Periophthalmus magnuspinnatus is the source of this 1195-nucleotide messenger RNA. RefSeq names its product ankyrin repeat domain 29 (gene ankrd29). Bases 139 to 1035 code for a protein of 298 amino acids. NCBI's taxonomy places the organism in Eukaryota, Metazoa, Chordata, Actinopteri, Gobiiformes, Gobiidae. The transcript is spliced from 10 exons. Gene Ontology annotation, molecular function: protein binding. The record is from RefSeq and is a predicted model, not a curated record.
UGAGCUGACUGUCUGUGCUGUGCUGUUAUGUCCGCGCCGCCAACACCCAAACACAGUGCGGCAAAACAGGCAUCGUCUCCAUAAUGAACGACUGCGUUACGACCAGAACCAUGAGUCACGAAUGAGGUGCACAGGAUCAUGUCUUUUAAGAAGGAAACUCCCCUGGCUAAUGCAGUGUUUUGGGCGGCGCGAAAGGGGAAUCUAGCUCUGCUGCAGCUGCUCCUGAACUCUGGACGAGUGGACGCUGACUGUAGAGACACAUAUGGGACCACUGCUCUGAUGGUGGCCUCCUACAGUGGACAUUAUGACUGUGUGAAGGAGCUGAUCAUGCAAGGAGCCGACAUCAACUAUCAGCGAGAGACAGGUUCGACAGCUCUGUUCUUUGCGGCGCAGCAGGGACACCAUGACGUGUGCAAACUGCUCUUUGAGUUUGGAGCCUCCACUGACUGCCAGACAAAGGAUGGAGGCACUGCUCUCACUGUCGCCUCUCAGUACGGACACUCCAACGUUGUGAAUGUCCUGCUUAAGAAUGGGGCCAGUGUUCAUGAUCAGCUGAGUGAUGGGGCCACUUCCUUGUUUCUGGCAGCUCAGGAAGGCCAUGUGACAGUCAUCCGUCAGCUGUUGUCGUCUGGUGCCAAGGUGAACCAGAGCCGAGAGGAUGGCACUGCCCCCUUGUGGAUGGCAGCUCAGAUGGGGCACAGUGAAGUGGUGAAAGUGCUACUCUUAAGAGGUGCAGACAGGGAUGCUGACAGACAGGAUGGUACAACAGCAUUAUUCAAAGCCGCUUUAAAGGGGCAUCACAGUGUUGUAGAGGAACUUCUCAAGUUUUCCCCUUCCUUUGGUCUCCUCAAGAAUGGUUAUACAGUCCUCCAUGCCGCCGUAUUGGGAGGUGAUUUACGCACAGUUCAGUUGCUGCUUGGAGCCAGUGCUGACCCAACAUUACCCAACAAGAAUAAUGAACUUCCAGCCGAUCUCACUAAAAACGAAAGAAUCCUUAGGCUUCUACAUCCGAGUAUCUGUAAUGGACCCAGUUGAUGUUGGACUAGCAACCUCCGGACCGUGACGUGCACUAGCCUAAAUGAUAAUCAGUUAUUCAACUUUUAACAGUCAUGGAGCUUGCUAUGACCAUGGCCAAAGAUGUAUACUGUAUCACAUCAAAAAAGUAACAAAAUGAAUGUCUGCCAAGUAAAAGUGC